Molecule: messenger RNA, 487 nt
Organism: Uranotaenia lowii
Lineage: Eukaryota; Metazoa; Arthropoda; Insecta; Diptera; Culicidae
Exons: 2
Coding region: 17-337 (106 amino acids)
Source: RefSeq, a predicted model, not a curated record
AAGAGAUCUACUCAGGAUGAUUCCACCGGCUCCUCCUUCGCCAUCGAAAGUACCAAUCGGCAGUGACAGUGGUCUCGGAUUCGGCAAUAGCUGUCAUCGAAUGACAGCCGUUGUUGGCGAUUUUCCCGCACUGCUAGCGCACGAGAUGUACGCCCGGCUGCAGAAGAUGUCGGACCAGUACAAAUUGGACCUUUCCGCAGAGGACGUUUUAAUUAGUGCUUAUCUUGGCAACAACCUUUUCUAUCGGAAUCCGGAGCCAUCAUCAGCCUCGACAACAACAAAAACAGAGCCAGGAACAACAACAGCCAUCACAGCUUCCGAACUCGUUGGAAACUAGCUGACUUGGGCGAUUGUUUGUAACUAGUUUUCAGCUAUUCUGCUGCUGCUGCCUUCAGCAUGAACGUAUAUCGGAAGUACAUCGGAGCAUUAAAUAGGAUGUCAGAAUUUGCGCAACAAGAGCUCCAGUAGCAGCAACAACAGCAAACAC